This is a messenger RNA of Amaranthus tricolor (Joseph's coat), 1767 nucleotides long. RefSeq lists its product as uncharacterized. The transcript has 6 exons. The record is from RefSeq and is a predicted model, not a curated record. Gene Ontology annotation, molecular function: zinc ion binding; DNA binding; transposase activity. The coding region runs from base 1 to 1767 and encodes 588 amino acids. Lineage: Eukaryota; Viridiplantae; Streptophyta; Magnoliopsida; Caryophyllales; Amaranthaceae. Gene Ontology annotation, biological process: DNA transposition.
AUGGUUGUUAUUAUCGCCUACAUGGGUUGUAUAUGGAAUUUGUAUACCCUUAAUGAGGUUGUUAUUAUGGAAUUUUGGGCUCAUGCCAGGGUCCUAAUAAGAGCCACCAUGGGGGUUGAGCUCGAAAGAUCUGAUGUGGCACAUGAGGUUGUGGAUGAGUUGGAAAGAGCAAAUGUAGAUGUUGAUGUUGGGCAAAUGGGACCACCAAACACAUAUACGGGUUAUAAAGAAUGUGAUUGGAGAGAAAAUCCAAAUUGGGAAUUAAAGGCAUUUAAGAAACGAGUAAACAGGGAGUUAGGUUGUGAAGUAAAGUACUCUAAGUGUUACAUGGCUAAAAGAAUUGCUAAGAAAAUGAUAGUUGGUGAUGCUAGUGAAGAGUAUAGCAGGGUGUGGGAUUAUGCGGAAGCAAUAAGGAGGUUUAACCAAGGAAGCACUACAAUCGUGAAAUGCAUUGGAAUAGACACACCUCCACCCUUGUUUCAAAGGAUGUAUAUAUGUUUGCCAGCAUAUAAGGAGGGUUUUGUUUCUGGCUGUAGGCCUAUUAUAGGUGUUGAUGGGGCACAUUUGAAGGGACCUUUCCCUGGGGUGUUGCUGACUGCUGUAGGUAAGGAUGGGAACAAUAACAUCUUCCCUGUUGCAUGGGCUGUAGUCGAAACAGAAAACGUAGAAACUUGGACUUGGUUUCUAAAUCUCCUCGUAGAAGACCUAAAGUCGGUUAGUCCAUCAAGUAGUUGUGUAGACGCAGGAUGUGAAGAUUUUACCUUCAUGAGCGAUAGGCAAAAGGGUUUGAUUGAAGCUUUGAACUUAGUGAUUCCUGAAGCUGAAAUUAGGUUCUGCUGUAGGCAUAUUUGGGCUAACUUCAAGAUCAAGUUUCCUGGAGAGUUGUACAAACAUCACUUUUGGAAAGCAACAAGAGCUUACAAUAAGUUUCAUUUUGAUAGAGAAAUGAUUGCAAUAAAGAAUAUUUCUGUUGAGGCAUAUGAAUAUCUAGCUGCUAUUCCUGCUAAACAUUGGUCUAGGCAUACUUUUUCUAGUAGGAGUAAGUCUGGGAUGUUAUUAAAUAAUUGUUGUGAGUCAUUCAAUAAUGUGUUAGUAGAAGCAAGGGGGAAGCCCAUAAUUUCUCUUAUGGAGUGGAUUAGGAGAUAUGUGAUGCAAAGAAGUGAUUCAAAAAGAGAAGGGUUGAGUAACUUUAAAGAAUCUUACGUUGUAAACUUGACCAAUAAGACUUGCCUUUGUGGAAGUUGGAAUCUUCUUGGGAUCCCUUGUAAACAUGCAAUGGCUUGUAUUGUUAUCAGAAAAUUAGAUCCCAGUGAAUAUGUCCAUGAGGCGUAUCAUGUAGAAACAUAUGCAAAGACGUAUGCUCCAAAGUUUUACGGUAUGCCAGGACACAAAAUGUGGCCGACAACCACUUUAGCCAAACCUCUACCUCCACCAUUUCGAAAGAUGCCUGAAAGGCCUAAAAUGAGGAAAAGAGAAAAAGAAACUGAUGAAGGUAAAGGAUGUAAGAAGCCUGUAAGUACUGUUCGAGAAUUCAAGCAACGGAGAUGUGGUAAUUGUGGUGACUUAGGUCACUACAAAAAAGGAUGCGAGAAUCCAGCCAAACCACAACCAAUAGAGAUGAAGUCAAAGGGUGGAAGGCCUAAAAUGGAAACUUCUUGUACUCAACAGUCCACACCAAAUGAUGUUCCUUGCUCCAGUAGUCAACAAACGCAAAGUCCAACAGCAGCAUCUACUUCAUGUAUAGUGGAUCAACAAAGUCAAAUAUAG